CCUAUCUGGUCUUCGAUCUCUAUAAUUUGUUAGCCAUGUCUGCCGCUUCUGCCGCCUGUAUUUUCUGCAGGAUCAUCAAGGGAGAAAUCCCUUGCAUGAAGCUCUUUGAGAGCGAAAGGGUGCUGGCAUUCCUCGACAUUCAGCCACUGAGCCGAGGACAUGCGCUCGUAAUCCCCAAAUACCACGGUGCCAAGCUCACUGACAUCCCCGAUCAAGACCUCACCGAGCUGCUGCCCGUCGCUAAGAAAAUUGCCCUCGCCGCUGGGGCAUCGGAUUUCAAUAUCCUUCAAAACAAUGGCAAGAUUGCUCAUCAAUUCGUCGAUCAUGUCCAUUUCCAUAUGAUUCCGAAACCAAACGAGACCGAAGGUCUCACCGUAGGCUGGCCCGCGAAGGACGCGGAUAUGGACUCUCUUAAGGAGCUCUGCAACGAACUUAAAUCAAAAAUGUAAAGUAAAACUCUUUAAGAAGCAUCCUCUGUGCUUGAGGGAGUAUCUGAUCCUCAAAUACAUCUCUCGAGCGCGUCUACAAAUCUAUGUUGUAGUUUCAAAGCGGAAAUAAAAAUUGAAACAGCUGGGAGAAAACGUCGUCUUCGCGAGGGAAUAUGUAUGUACUUUGCACAAAAACACCUUGGUGUUCAUUUAUUUUUUUGUAUCAGAGAAGAAUCUUCCAGGAGAAGGAGCGCAGGAUAGAGAGCACAGGAGAGGCGAGUUUAAUGUACAGGACCAGUCCUAUAUG
Coccidioides immitis RS is the source of this 735-nucleotide messenger RNA. Its product is annotated as HIT domain-containing protein. Gene Ontology annotation, biological process: nucleotide metabolic process. The record is from RefSeq and is a predicted model, not a curated record. The transcript has 6 exons. The coding region runs from base 36 to 449 and encodes 137 amino acids. Gene Ontology annotation, molecular function: catalytic activity. Lineage: Eukaryota; Fungi; Ascomycota; Eurotiomycetes; Onygenales; Onygenaceae.